AUGGACUACUCAAACCGUGUCAACUCAAAAAAGGGUGCUGGAGGUAUUGCUAGUGCUGAAGAUCAGAAUGUCCACAGCAAGAAACGAGUACAGGAGCUCUUGGCCACACAUAUCCUUGACAUUGAUAACGAUCCUUACGUGUUUAGAAAUCAUCUAGGUAUAUUGGAAUGCAGGUUAUGUUUAACUACUCACAAUAAUGAAUCAUCUUACAUAUCACAUUUGGGAGGAAGAAAACACCACUUGAAUCUAGAGCGAAGAAGAAUUUUGGAUGAGAAGCUGCGGCAACAGCAAGACUUUCAACGGAAAGUUCAAGAUCAAGUCAGUAUUAGUAACGUGGAGACGAGACAUUGGAAGAAAAUAGGGCGACCUGAGUAUAAAAUUUUGAAAAUACGUGAUCCUGAAACCCUUCAACUAGGUGUUUUGGUAACGAUUAAGUGUCCUGAAAUUUCAGUAGACGAGCCAUUUUUUAGACUAAUGUCAUACUAUGAAUUGUCAUCUAAAAAUCAAAACAUGGGUAGGAAGUUUAUUCAAGAGAGAAGCGAAGACGAGGAGGAUGACGAGGACCCUAGUGAUUGGCAAUAUCUCGUGAUCUCAGCAGAACCUUAUGAAAACAUUACCAUCAUUGUUCCCAAUACACAUGAGAUCGAUAAACCCCAAGAGGAAGGCAAAAUGUCAGAAACAUACUGGUGGUUUUGGGAUAAUGAUACGAAGGAGUUCUUUUUACAGUUUAUGUACAAGAAACUGGACUAG
Molecule: messenger RNA, 750 nt
Organism: Lodderomyces theae
Lineage: Eukaryota; Fungi; Ascomycota; Pichiomycetes; Serinales; Debaryomycetaceae
Exons: 1
Coding region: 1-750 (249 amino acids)
Biological process (GO): spliceosomal complex assembly
Cellular component (GO): U2-type prespliceosome; U2 snRNP; catalytic step 2 spliceosome
Molecular function (GO): nucleic acid binding; zinc ion binding
Source: RefSeq, a predicted model, not a curated record